Molecule: messenger RNA, 1630 nt
Organism: Arvicola amphibius (Eurasian water vole)
Lineage: Eukaryota; Metazoa; Chordata; Mammalia; Rodentia; Cricetidae
Gene: Poglut1
Product: protein O-glucosyltransferase 1
Exons: 11
Coding region: 70-1248 (392 amino acids)
Biological process (GO): positive regulation of Notch signaling pathway; protein O-linked glycosylation
Cellular component (GO): endomembrane system
Molecular function (GO): UDP-xylosyltransferase activity; UDP-glucosyltransferase activity
Source: RefSeq, a predicted model, not a curated record
GCGGCCAUCCUUGUUCAGGGCGGCGCUUCCGCCGGCAAGCGGGCCGGGAUCCGCAGUGGUCUGCGGGCGAUGGAGCGGCUGGCGGGCUGUCGUCUUGGGCCAUGGAUGCUGCUAUUGCUCCUGCUCCGGGUGCAAGCCCGCCAGAAGGAGUCAGGCUCAAAAUGGAAAGUAUUUAUUGACCAAAUUAACAGGGCUUUGGAGAAUUAUGAACCAUGUACAAGUCAAAACUGCAGCUGCUAUCACGGGGUCAUCCAAGAGGACCUGACUCCUUUCCGCGGUGGCAUCUCCAGGAGGAUGAUGGCUGAGGUGGUCAGGCGGAAGCUAGGGACCCACUACCAGGUCAUUAAGCACAGAUUAUUUCGGGAAGAUGACUGCAUGUUUCCCUCCAGGUGUAGUGGUGUCGAACACUUUCUUCUGGCAGUGAUUCGGCGUCUCCCGGACAUGGAAAUGGUCAUCAAUGUACGAGAUUAUCCUCAGGUUCCUAAGUGGAUGGAGCCUACCAUCCCUGUCUUCUCCUUCAGUAAGACAUCGGAGUACCAUGAUAUCAUGUAUCCUGCAUGGACAUUUUGGGAAGGGGGCCCUGCUGUGUGGCCACUUUAUCCUACUGGUCUUGGACGGUGGGACCUCUUCAGAGAAGAUCUGCUAAGGUCGGCAGCACAGUGGCCAUGGGAAAAGAAAAAUUCUACAGCAUAUUUCCGAGGAUCAAGGACAAGCCCAGAAAGAGAUCCUCUCAUUCUUCUGUCUCGGAAAAAUCCCAAACUUGUUGAUGCAGAAUACACCAAAAACCAGGCCUGGAAGUCUAUGAAAGAUACCUUGGGAAAGCCAGCUGCUAAGGAUGUUCACCUGGUGGAUCACUGCAAAUACAAGUAUCUGUUUAAUUUCCGAGGUGUAGCUGCAAGUUUCCGGUUCAAACAUCUCUUCUUGUGUGGUUCGCUGGUCUUCCAUGUUGGUGAUGAGUGGGUUGAAUUCUUCUACCCACAGUUAAAGCCAUGGGUUCACUACAUCCCAGUCAAAACAGACCUCUCCAAUGUCCAGGAGCUGUUGGAAUUUGUAAAAGCAAAUGAUGAUAUUGCUCAGGAAAUUGCUAAAAGGGGAAGCAGGUUCAUCAUCCACCAUUUGCAGAUGGACGACAUCACCUGUUACUGGGAGAACCUCUUGACUGAAUACUCCAAGUUCUUGUCCUAUAAUGUAACACGAAGGAAAGAGUAUGGUCAGAUCAUUCCCAGACUUCUGAAAACGGAACUGUAGUCGUUAUCAGAGGACCGGAGUCCUGACAGUGGCUCUGUGACGUCCUGUGGUGACAUGUGUACCAUGAGCGUGACACCUAGACUUUGAACACCUUUGGCCAAGCCAGACUUCUAGUUUUCCUUAUCAUGUUGUAUCCGAAGGGGGUAGCAAGAACGAUCUAAAAUGUGUGUGAUGAGCAGCUCUCCGAAAUCAUGAAAGACGGAUUGGGAACUGCAUUCUAACUUCCAUUUUUCUCAUGACCAAUCACAGCCUGUGCCUCAGGUCAUCUCCAUGUAUCAUCACUGUGAAACUGACUGGCCCCGUGUGAAGAUGCCCUUUGUCCUGUUAUUUGGAGCAGACCAUCCCUCGUUUGGUAUAAUUCAUAUUUGCGACUUUGAAGUUA